Molecule: messenger RNA, 483 nt
Organism: Macrosteles quadrilineatus (aster leafhopper)
Lineage: Eukaryota; Metazoa; Arthropoda; Insecta; Hemiptera; Cicadellidae
Exons: 1
Coding region: 1-483 (160 amino acids)
Source: RefSeq, a predicted model, not a curated record
AUGUAUGACAGAGCUGCCAAGAAGCUAGCGACUUUCGUACCAGAGCCAUGGAUGUAUGGUAUAGCUGCAAAGAAGCUGGAGAGUUUCGCACCAGAGCCAUGGAUGUAUACCAGAGCUGCAAAGAAGCUGGAGAGUUUCGUACCAGAGCCAUGGAUGUAUGGCAGAGCUGUCAAGAAGGCGGAGAAUUUGAUACCAGAGCCAUGGAUGUAUGGCAGAGCUGCAAAGAAGCUGGAGAGUUUCGUACCAGAGCCAUGGAUGUAUGGCAGAGCUGUCAAGAAGGCGGAGAAUUUCGUACCAGAGCCAUGGAUGUAUACCAGAGCUGCAAAGAAGCUGGAGAGUUUCGUACCAGAGCCAUGGAUGUAUGGCAGAACUGCUAAGAAGGCGGAGAGUUUCGUACCAGAGCCAUGGAUGUAUGACAGAACUGCUAAGAAGGCGGAGAGUUUCGUACCAGAGCCAUCGAUGUAUGACAGACCUGCCAAGUAG